Molecule: messenger RNA, 1788 nt
Organism: Cooperia oncophora
Lineage: Eukaryota; Metazoa; Nematoda; Chromadorea; Rhabditida; Trichostrongylidae
Source: the annotation of a GenBank genome assembly
AUGUUCAUCGAGAGCAUGAUAGGAUCAUUCUACUUGCAGACACAAGUCGUGAGCAAUAACUGUUCCAAAGGCCGAUGCCCUGAAUGUAAUGCUGGGCCAAUGGCACUAAAAAACUUGUACGCGCUCAUGUUCGUUAGUGUACAGACUGCGCAUGAAGACAGCCGAAGCAAAAGUAACAAGGAAAACGAGCUUCCUUGUGGAAAGAUGCGAACAAGAUAUUCUUUACGGAAACGGGAUUGGCCCUCAGUCUCAAGCAAGGAUUUUGCUAUCCAUUCUCUUCAAUUUCGAAGAAAAAUACACAACACAACUCUCGAUCAAACUGUCAGUCACGUUAUUUGCCCCUCCUGCGGGGACAGCUUUACUUCUCAUAGUAAACUUGCUGGUCACUGCCUCGAAAAGCAUGGUGGAGAAAAUCCUGAUCAAGACUAUGCCAUCAUCCACGGUCAUCUAGAGAACUGGAGAACGUUCGAGGACUGGAAGCACGCAAAGGAAUUAUCAACUCAAACACAUUUCGUGGUCCGUACUUCACGUGAAUCGUCAAAAGGAAGAUCGAUUGCGUACGUUUGCCAGCACUCUAGAGGAGCAGGAGAAGUCGUCGACAGUUUGGCUAUACGCAGGCGUUACAGGAUUUCUAAACGGAUUCAUAGUCAUUGUUCUGCAUUUCUAAAUGUUGUUCUAUUGGCCGAUGGUCAAGUGGACUACAGCGGAAGCUUUGGCCAUAUUGGCCAUGUGAUAACCACCGCAACACUGCCGCUCUCCCCUGAAGAUGAGAAUGUUAUUGUCGAGAUGCUAAAAUCUGGUUUGACACCUUCUAUUAUUUUAACAAAAAUUCGAUCUGAACGAUGGGAUCCUUCACUUGAGUAUAACAUGCAGCCCCGUCUAUGCUAUUUGAGUUUGAAGGAUAUCAAAAAUGUUGUGGUACUAUUCAGGAGUAUAGCUCAGAAAAAGGGCCUUGUGGCCGGCAGGCUGCAUCAAAAUGAUCUACUGUCACUAGAAGAGCUUUUGGAGUCAUCUGCGGAUGUCGUAGAUUAUUCGUACAAAAAAUCGAUCGAUCCCACCGGCGAUGGCUUUGUUUUGGCGCUAAUGACGAAAAGCGGAAAGAAGUUUUUGGAAAGAUAUGGAUACAAAGGUUUAGUGUUUGACGAUACAUUUGAUGUAUCGCGUUACUCGUUUCGACUUGCAACAUUACUCGUAGUGACUGAUAGCGGCAGGGGAUUCCCCUGCUGCUUUCUAAUAUCAUACCGCAUGACAUCCGAAGAGGUAGCAGAACUAUUUCUUUUAGUGAAGAAAUCGAUCCCGGAGUUUGACACUCGAUUCAUUAUGACAGAUGACACGAAUGUAUUCUAUAACGCAUUUUCUAAUACGUUUCCUCAAAGUCGAGCUCAAAAAAUCUUAUGCUCAUUCCAUGUUUCCAAAUGUUUCCAGAGAAAAUUAAACGAAAGUCUGCAGUCCGAUGAUGCGAAACUGGGGCAGCGGUUAUUCCGAGAGUUGUUCCAUCAAGCACUCCCAUCUUCUUUUGAAAGGAAGUACGCUGCUUUUGUCACGUGGAUUAGCUCUAAGGAUCCCGGAGGACUUGUUGAAGUGAGUCGAAAUUUAAAAACGAGUGCAUCCAGUCUUAAUCUGAUUCUCAGUACAUGGAGAGAUGCUAUUCGAGUCGGAGAAGAGAAUGGGCGCCGUGCUACAGAAGAAUCGCCCCCUUCGCCACUUCCAAUCACGCCGAAUCUUGGCACAACACUCUCAAGCAUGUCCUUCUGCGUGAAAAGCAGAACAGUCGCAUGGAUAACCUAG